CUGAAAACCUCAGCCAGAGUCCAGGAACCCUCAAUACAGGGGCCAGAAGAGACCCUCUUCUGCUGGCCUGAGAACGCAAGUUUCCAGUUUGCUUCAAUCCUCUGUCUCUGUAAUCACGGGACCAUGAACCAGAAGACCACCCUGGUGCUCCUUGCUCUGGCUGUCAUCACCAUCUUUGCCUUGGUGUGUGUCUUACUAGCUGGCAGGGGAGGAGAUGGAGGUGAAACCAGCCAACCUCACUACUGCCCCUCCGGAACCCCCAGUGUCCAGCCUUGGACACACCCUGACCACAGCCAGCUGUUUGCAGACCUGAGCCGGGAAGAGCUGAGGGCUGUGAUGAGCUUCCUGACCCAGAAGCUGGGGCCGGACCUGGUGGAUGCAGCCCAGGCCCGACCCUCAGACAACUGCGUCUUCUCAGUAGAGCUGCAGCUGCCCCCCAAGGCGGCAGCCCUGGCCCACCUGGACAGGGGGAGCCCCCCACCUGCCCGGGAGGCACUGGCCAUCGUCUUCUUUGGCAAACAACUGCAGCCCAAUGUGACUGAGCUGUUGGUGGGGCCACUGCCCCAGCCCUCCUACAUGCGGGAUGUGACUGUGGAGCGUCACGGGGGGCCCCUGCCCUACUACCGACGCCCCGUGCUUCUCCGAGAGUACCUGGACAUAGACCAGAUGAUCUUCAACAGAGAGCUGCCCAAGGCUGCUGGUGUCCUCCACCACUGCUGCUCCUACAGACAAGGAGGAGGGAACCUGGUGACCAUGACCACAGCCCCCCGCGGUUUGCAAUCAGGGGACAGGGCCACUUGGUUUGGCCUCUACUACAACAUCUCAGGGGCUGGGUACUAUCCGCACCCCAUAGGGUUGGAGCUGCUGGUAGAUCACAAGGCUCUGGACCCUGCCCAAUGGACCAUCCAGAAGGUGUUCUUUCAGGGCCGCUACUAUGAGAGUCUGGCCCAGCUGGAGGAGCAGUUUGAGGCUGGCCAGGUGAAUGUGGUGGUGAUCCCAGACAACGGCACAGGUGGGUCCUGGUCCCUGAAGUCCCAGGUGCCCCCGGGUCCAGCUCCCCCUCUGCAGUUCCAUCCUCAGGGCGCCCGCUUCAGUGUCCAAGGCAGUCGAGUGACCUCCUCAUUGUGGACUUUCUCCUUUGGCCUCGGAGCUUUCAGUGGUCCAAGGAUCUUUGACAUUCGAUUCCAAGGAGAACGACUGGCUUAUGAGAUCAGCCUGCAAGAGGCCGUGGCUAUUUAUGGUGGGAAUACCCCAGCAGCAAUGCUCACUCGCUAUAUGGAUGGCUGCUUUGGCAUGGGCAAGUUUGCCACGCCCCUGACCCGAGGGGUGGACUGCCCCUAUCUGGCCACCUACGUGGACUGGCACUUCCUUCUGGAGUCCCAAGCCCCCAGGACACUACACGAUGCCUUUUGUGUGUUUGAGCAGAACCAGGGCCUGCCCCUGAGGCGACACCACUCAGAUUUUGUUUCCCACUAUUUUGGGGGCGUUGUGGAGACAGUGCUGGUCUUCAGAUCUGUGUCGACCUUGCUCAACUAUGACUAUGUGUGGGAUUUGGUCUUCCACCCCAACGGGGCCAUAGAAGUCAAAUUCCAUGCCACGGGCUACAUCAGCUCAGCGUUCCUCUUUGGUGCUGCCCGAAAAUACGGAAACCAGGUUCGGGAGAACACACUGGGCACCGUCCACACCCACAGUGCCCACUACAAAGUGGAUCUGGAUGUGGGAGGACUGGAGAACUGGGUCUGGGCUGAGGACAUGGCUUUUGUCCCCGCGACGGUACCCUGGAGACCUGAGCACCAGACACAGAGGCUGCAGGUGACCCGGAAGCAGCUGGAGACCGAGGAUCAGGCCACCUUCCCUCUGGGAGGGGCCUCCCCUCGCUACCUGUACCUGGCCAGCAAGCAAAACAACAAGUGGGGGCACCCUCGCGGCUAUCGCAUCCAGACGGUCAGCUUUGCUGGGGGGCCGCUGCCCCAGAACAGCUCCAUGGAGAGAGCGGUCAGCUGGGGGAGGUACCAGCUGGCCGUGACCCAGAGGAAGGAGACAGAGCCCAGCAGCUCCAGCGUCUUCAACCAGAAUGACCCCUGGACUCCCACCGUGGACUUUGCUGACUUCAUCAACAAUGAGACAAUUGCUGGAAAGGACUUGGUGGCCUGGGUGACAGCUGGUUUCCUGCACAUCCCACAUGCAGAGGACAUUCCCAACACGGUGACAGUGGGGAAUGGUGUGGGCUUCUUUCUGCGACCCUACAACUUCUUUGACGAGGACCCCUCCAUCAAUUCUGCUGACUCCAUCUACUUCCGAGAAGACCAGGAUGCUGGGUCCUGUGAGGUGAACUCCCUGGCUUGCCUGCCCAAGGCUCCUGCCUGUGCCCCUGAUCUCCCUGACUUCUCCCACGCGGGCUUCUUCCAGAACUAGGUGUUCCCUGGGAUGGGGAAUGAGACUGGAGCUCCAGGGUCUGGGAGUGUGGGGAGAAGGGCCAGGAACUGGGGAGCCUGUGCCUUUUCUCCCUCCUCAUGCUCCGGGGUCCUCUCUCUCCUCCAUCGUCCUCCCUUGCUUACCGCCUCGCUGGGAUCAUCCUGAAGCUAUGCUGCCUGAAUCAGGGGCUUCUCAGCUCUGUGCACCCCAACAAGCUGGGUUCCUGUCACAGAGGAGAGGAAUGGUCAGAUGAGAGUCUGGAGUCAUGGUUACACCUUUCUAGGAGACUCCUCGGUUUGGUGUUUUUCAUUUUCUUUUUUUGGUCUUUGCUUUCUGCUUUCCCCAGAUCGUUUUAGGCCAUGCCUGGUCUCUCUUGAAACUCCCCAGUCCUCACCUGGGAGGAGAGGAUGCGGGGUCUCUAUGGGGCUUGUUGCCUAGAGGCCCUGGGCAGGACUCCUGGCAGGCUUGUGAAUCCAGGAGUCCAGCUGGAAGGGACCCUUUGGCACAUGCUUCCUCUCAUUCUGGUCCUCCUUCUCCCUCUUCCUUCUUGCCUCACCUCCUCCUGUUCUUACCUAUUCUUAUAACCUGGGAUUUACCUCCCAGCCCUGAGGAGAUGUUCCUCAGCUCUCACUUUUCAACUCUGGUCUCCUCCUCUGACUCUAGGCCCGUGGAAGUCUGAAAAUGCAAGGGCCAUCUAGCUUGAGAGGACAGCCCCCGUCUGUCUCCCUGGGUCUGGGAGCUGCCCCUUCCCCCAGUCCUGGGGCAGGGUGUUUCCCCACAGUUCUUUCUGCCCAUUUGUAUAGGCCUGUCUUGCGUCCUCUUGCAGAGGAUGCUCAUGGAGACAGCAGCAGCUCUAGUUAGCACUGGAGGUGGUUUGUGGGUGCAGUGGUAAUGAGGAGUGGUCAUUUUGUGCCAGGUGUGUGGUGUGACCAUUGUCCUCUGAACUUGGCAAUAGCCAACAUGGGAGACUGGGUGAGAGCCAAGGGUGAGAAGCAGAAAGACCAGUCACACCAUGC
This is a messenger RNA of Budorcas taxicolor (takin), 3431 nucleotides long. RefSeq names its product membrane primary amine oxidase. Lineage: Eukaryota; Metazoa; Chordata; Mammalia; Artiodactyla; Bovidae. The transcript is spliced from 4 exons. Gene Ontology annotation, biological process: amine metabolic process; response to antibiotic. Gene Ontology annotation, molecular function: copper ion binding; quinone binding; primary methylamine oxidase activity. The record is from RefSeq and is a predicted model, not a curated record. The coding region runs from base 124 to 2415 and encodes 763 amino acids. Gene Ontology annotation, cellular component: early endosome; plasma membrane; endoplasmic reticulum.